AUUGUCAACAAAUUAUUGUGAAAAUGGCGACUACCGGAGUAGGAUUUCGAUGGUUAGAUUUAUUAGAAAAGGAAUUCGACAAAGCAUGUGUCGAGUUAGACACCUCUUUAACAGAGUUGGAGACAGAAGAGCCAGAGGUGGUGUUUGUGUCGCGUCAAAAGAUUGCCACACUCAGCUCAUGUUUUGCACAACUCACACACAAGGCGCUUACAAUAUUUCAAAACAGUGCCAAAAUAGAGGCUGAACUCGUCGACAUGAGGGCCGAAUUGGUGCAAGCCAGAGCCGCUUCAGCAGGUGGAUGCCAGGAAAGCGGCGACGCCGCAGGUAACGUGACGGACGCGGCGCGAGCCCGGUCCGAGGCUGCACAACUAGCACGGGAGAAUGCGGCGCUAAGGGAAACUGUACUGGCGUUACAUUCCGAACUGUUCGGAGCUAGACUAGCCACGAAGUACUUGGACAAGGAGCUAGCUGGCAGGAUACAACAGUUGCAGCUACUCGGCAGAGAUAUGCGCGCUGAACUACGAGACUCGCUCUGGGCUCAGGUGGAGGCUGAGAUCUUGGUGCAGCGUCACAAGACGUUGGUGCGCGUGUGUCGGGGCGCGGGCGCGGCGCGCGCCUGCGGGCGGCCGGCGGCGGCGGGCGGCGCGGGGAGCGCGGGGGGCGCGCCACCCACACACGCCGCGCGCCCGCUCGCGCGGACCGUGCGCGUGCGACGCUCCCCGCAUCUUGGCCUCGGCAUCUCUGUCACCGGCGGUCGAGAACAUGGCGUGCCGAUCCUAAUCUCAGAGUUAGAGGCUGGCGGACCCGCCGCACUGACGGGAGAGCUGUAUGUAGGGGACGCCAUACUCGCCAUCAACGACGUGGACCUCACACAGGCUUGUCACAAAGAAGCGGUGCAAGCGCUGCAGAGUGUGAAAGGAGACUGUGCGCUCUGCGUGCAGUUUAUCGCCACCGACGACGAUGAUAGACUGUCCGAAGAUAAUUAUAGGUUCCCCCUGUACCCGGAGGACGGCGAAGUAUUCGGAGGGGAGCAGGACGGCUCGGGAGCCACGCCCACCGCGCCCCGCACUCCCGACUACAACAGACGCACGUCAGACGCGGGGUCGGGCAGCGAGUGCGAGUCGGAGCCCUACCGCGUGGCGCCGCCGCCCCCGGCCAACUACCCGGACUACAACAACAUCAACAACAACCUCAACAUACUCGACAUGGACGACGACUCCAUCAAGAUAGAGGCCAGGCUUGAGUGGUCGGGAGCUGGGGGUGGCGGGGGCGCGGUGGGGGCGCGGGUGGGGCGCGGGGGGCGCGCUCCUCGAGACCUGUCCUCCGCGGAAUCCGCCGCGUCCACGCCCGUGCACGCCCGCCCCAACGCGCUCAAGAAGAAACGCAAGCCGCAGGAUUGGCGUACUAAGGGUGCGUAUAGACCCGUGGAGCUAGAGGCGCCCUCCUCCGACGAACCGCUAACGGAAGCACCCUGCGAUAACCUGCCAGUAUCCGAUGGAGUACCCGAGUCUCCCAUAGCACCAGCUCCGCCGCCGCAGAUAGUGCAGCCGCUCAUCGACAUAGAACCCAAAGACACUAAGCCGAGCAAACCGAACGGUGACGUCAAACCCCUGAGAAGAGAAUCUAAAGGAUUUAGGAUAGGGUCCGCACGGAGGGUGACGGAAGGCGCGCCGCUAACGAACGGUGAGGUGGAGCGGGCCAAGUUCCCGCCGCGACUGCUGGCGGGCGACGGCGACCCCGACUUCGGCACCCCCGUCUGAGCACCACGCAGCCCGCCCGCACCGCGCACGCAGCCCGCACGCAGCCCCUCCCAGUCAGCUAGUUCACGGCAGGGCCCUCGAUCGACGUACUUAGUAUUAUUCGAUCUCAUUCUGCGUGCGAGUAAUGGCCUAUCGAAUUUAGAUAUAACAGUAUUCAUUCUUUGACGCCGAAGUGAUGGCUAAUUUUGAGUGCUUAUUUUAUGUUUCGCGUACAUUACGACAGAGGGAGUAGUUUACGCAUAGGAUGCGCUCGGCUUUUAUGUGUCGAUGAAGGUAGUGAUCAUGUGAUUAGUUCACUAACCUAUUGUCUGGAUCUCUUAUCGCGAACAUUACCAUUAAUUUUAACAUUGCUAUUAUUAUGAGUUGGAAAGAUCAACUUCUACCAUUUUAGGUUGCUAAUCGAAGUCAAAUUGCAAAUUAGUCCCUCAUUUAUUUAUCUAAUAUUUAUUAAUUAGCAAAUAUGUUAAAAAUUGUAAUUUGAUGUUAAAAUGCACAAAACUGUUAUUGCCAACAAAUUUUGAUGGAUGAUGUGAUUAACAGCUCGUUAAUGUGUGAUCCUAAUCCUCGCACACGUUGACAAACGCUAAACAAGAACUAAUCGGACAUUUACCACUGUCAUGUUGCCAACGAUAUAGUCUAUGUCUAACUAAACUGAAAUGAGGUUCAACAAGAUUUACGACCACAAGCGGAAUGCGUUAGCUGAUGCUAUGCAAAACAUUUAAUAGGUGCAUGUACCUCCUUUUAUAUAUAUACUACCCAAUAAAAAUCUACCUAAAACAUCCAUCUUCGGGGAAAUAACAGUCUCUAUGUACUAUUUGGAAGGAAAGUUUAUACAAUAAGUAUUUAGAUAAUUUUAAUAAUCUCAUGUAAGGCUCGCAAGCCUGAUUUAUUACAAUUUAUUUUCGUUGUUUUGUUUAUUUUUGUAUCAUUUUGUGUACAUAUAGUUUUAGAUUUAAUUUAUAUAUUAAUAUUUUGAUAUAUUUAAAAUAAAGGAAUAUGUAUAAAGAUUAGAGCAAAUUAAUUAAAUUCGAAUCAAUGCGACGACUGAAUAAUCAUCAGUAUCCGUUUGGUACAUUCCUAUUUAGCUUUUUAGUGUGUAUGUUAAUUGACAGGCGAGGAAUAUGAAAGAAUAAUACGUUAAAGUUAUCGCGUUUUAUUCAAGCAACAAGUAAUGUCUUUGUAUCUGCUGUUUUACGUGGAUAUAAAAUCGGCUACGACAUUUAAUACGUGGAACGGUCUAUGGUGAGUAUAAUUAUAAUACAUAUCAGCACGGCUCGCUGAGCGUAAAGACUAACUGACAACUGUCUAGUGAUCUGGACUCAUGCCAAUAAUAUUUCCGCACAAUAAACACGCGACUGUGUGUGUGCCCACACACAGAUAGAUAAACAAUUAAAAUUAGAAUAUUUUAAAACAAAUAUGUGCUUAACAGUAAUUAUUUACUGGUGUGGCCAUUGAACUUUUGUCAAUUUUUAAAGAUUAAUGAUAGAUUACGCGACUAAUUAUUUCACUAUACUAAUUGGUUAAAUGAGUCGGUUAGUAUUUGUUGUGUAGAUUGUCACGCAUGCACACGUACGGCGCCGUGUCAACGUCUCGUAAUGUUUUUACAAUAGAAUUAUGUAAUGGCUCAUAGAUUGAAUAGUGUCUCGCUAGACCGCAGUCAAGUCAAUGACAUGCACGUGAUCUUAUAAUAUUGAUAGGUAGACAGUUAUAAUAUGGCAGAAUUUCACUCCCUGUUGUGUGAACUGCCGCGCAACUUGUUAUGGUAAUCUCUGUACAAAUAACAUACUUACGAUUUAAUAAAAAAUUCGUUCUUUAUACUGUUCCGAAGGAAAAUUGCUAGAAACCUUACUUUUAUGACAUUCAAGGAGCUAUAAGAUUGAUAUACUUUAUUUAUUGUUAUUUAUAAAUGGAAUCAGGUUU
Messenger RNA from Spodoptera exigua (beet armyworm), 3680 nucleotides. NCBI's taxonomy places the organism in Eukaryota, Metazoa, Arthropoda, Insecta, Lepidoptera, Noctuidae. The record is from the annotation of a GenBank genome assembly.